This is a messenger RNA of Daphnia pulicaria, 4549 nucleotides long. It is a transcript of the gene Cht7, whose product is annotated as probable chitinase 10. Bases 561 to 3848 code for a protein of 1095 amino acids. Gene Ontology annotation, cellular component: extracellular region. Gene Ontology annotation, biological process: chitin catabolic process; carbohydrate metabolic process. The record is from RefSeq and is a predicted model, not a curated record. Gene Ontology annotation, molecular function: chitin binding; hydrolase activity, hydrolyzing O-glycosyl compounds. The transcript is spliced from 15 exons. Lineage: Eukaryota; Metazoa; Arthropoda; Branchiopoda; Diplostraca; Daphniidae.
UGGCCCAGUCAGUUGCCAUCCAGACGGCCAGCCAAGCGGACCUUCGAAAAACAAAACGCGCUCACAUUUUUUGUCGAUUGGUUUUUCUGAAACAAGAAAAUUUAAAUUUCUUUAAAAAAAAAAACUUUGAUUUUUAGUUUUUGGUCUUAAAUCGGCAACAAAUUGUCAAAUUCUAAUUUGACAACCAAAGUGCCAACUGCAUCGAUAGUCAUUGGACGAGUUCUAUUUUGGAUUUUGUUUUUUAAAACCCCAAAUUUGUUUCAAACCGAAGGUGAACUUUUGGGUUCGGUUUUCCCAUUCAUUCUCGGAAACAAUUCGAAAGAGAGAAACAAAAACAAAAGAGUGCUAAAGAGGCACAGGCCGUUCGGUCCGGUCAUUCCAUUUUGUCACGUUAAAACUGUCGCUGGAACGUGUGUCAACUUUUUAGUGUGCUUCACCCCCGGCUUUUUUUUAAAUUAUUUCGAUCAUUUCAAAUUUCCACGGAUCUCCAAAACUUCUCGGUUCCUUUCAUUCAAUUUCGGCGACACGACAUUUUCAUUCUCUCCACUUCUAAUCAAAAAAUGGUUGCCGCUUUCAAAGGAUGCCAACACUUGCGGAUAGGGCGGCUGACGGCUCUGGUAGCGGUCUUCCUUCUCGCUUUGGCGCUCAUCACGGCCUCCGUAGACGCCGAAUCCAAAGUUCGUCGGCCUUUGAGGCGGAGAGAUCCGCUUUCGGCAGCUGCCAGCGUCGGCAACAGCGUCGUUCGAAACCGUCUCAUCCGGCCGACUAAGAAACCGUUCGGAUUGACGACCACCGAGCCGGCGGCCGUCGAGAAAGAAGAAACUGCGGCGGCGACGGAAGCGACGCCGUUCAUCCGCCGGCCGCUUGGCGGAUUGAGGACAACCACAUCGGCUCCUUUCGCUUCGUCUCCGGUAGUAGUCACCACCACACCAAAGAGCGUGUUCCAGCGGCCUUCCAGGCGCCCUGGCAUGCGCAAGCCGGGCACCACCGGAGUGUCGACUUUGUCCAGCAACAACAACGACAAGAAGAACGUGCAAAUCUCCAGGCCAGCGGGCAGCGGCUCGGCCGACAAGGGCUACAAGAUCGUCUGCUACUUCACCAACUGGGCCCAGUACCGUCCCAAGACGGGCAAAUAUCUGCCGGAAGAUAUCGACCCUCACCUGUGCACGCACAUCAUUUACGCCUUCGGAUGGAUGAAGAAGGGCAAGCUCAGCUCGUUGGAGGCCAAUGACGAAUCGGUCGACGGGAAAAUCGGCCUCUACGAGCGCAUGAUGGCCCUCAAGAAUAUCAACCCGGACCUCAAGGUCCUCCUCGCAAUCGGUGGAUGGACGUUCGGCACGGCCAAAUUCAAGGAGAUGUCGGCCACUCGCUACGCCCGUCAGACCUUCGUCUUUAGCGCCAUUCCUUUCCUGCGCCAGCACGGAUUCGACGGACUCGAUCUCGAUUGGGAGUACCCCAAAGGAUCUGACGAUAAGCGCAAUUUCGUCUCUCUCCUAAAAGAAUUGCGCGAGGCUUUCGAAGCCGAAUCGCAGGAAUUGAAAAGCCCGCGGCUGUUGCUGACGGCCGCCGUGCCGGUCGGCCCGGACAACAUCAACGGCGGCUACGACGUGCCGGCCGUGGCCAGCUACCUGGACUUUAUCAACGUCAUGGCCUACGAUUUCCACGGCAAGUGGGAGAACACGGUCGGCCACAACGCCCCGCUCUUUUCGCCCUCGUCCGACUCUGAGUGGCGCAAGCAGCUGUCGGUCGAUCACGCCUCCAAUUUGUGGGUCCGCCUGGGCGCGCCCCGUGAGAAACUCAUCAUCGGCAUGCCCACCUACGGCCGCUCCUUCCAGCUGACGGACACGGCUCGAUUCCGCGUCAACGAACCGGCCAGCGGCGGCGGCGUCCAGGGUGUCUACACCCGUGAAGCCGGUUUCCUCGCCUAUUACGAGAUUUGCGAAAUGCUGAGAUCCGGAAAGGCCAGUUACGUGUGGGACGAUGAAAUGAAGGUGCCGUAUCUCAUCAUGGGCGACCAGUGGGUGGGAUUCGACGACGAGCGGGCCAUCCGCAACAAGAUGAGCUGGAUCAAGAAGAACAACUUUGGUGGCGCCAUGGUCUGGACCCUGGACAUGGACGAUUUCACCGGCACCGUUUGCGGCAACAACGUCAAAUACCCACUCAUCGCAGCCAUGAGGGAGGAACUGCGAGGCAUUCCACGACCUGGCAACGAUGUCGACUGGACCCAAGAAGUGCCCACCAUUUCUCUGACGGCCACAACCCUACCGCCGCCCAUUCAAAUUUCACUGUCUGACAUACUCAACAAAGUGUCAACCAAGAAACCGCAAUUGCUCCUGCCCAACGUCAACAACGCCGCACCCGUCAACGGUAGCAACGCUAAAACCAUUUGCUAUUACACCAGCUGGUCGGCCAAUCGACCGGGACUGGGUCGAUUCUCUCCGGAAGAAGUCAACACCGAGUUGUGCACCCAUUUGGUCUACGCAUUCGGAGCCCUGAAGGAUUACCGACUUUCGCUGGUUGGAAGCGAUGGCGGCGUCAAGCAGAGUGCGGCCGAUUCCGGCAACCGGAAGCCCCGCCAACGUGCCAGCGUGGCCGUCGAAGGCGACGAGCUGGACGUUCACGCCCGCAUCCAGACCCUGCGCGAAAAGAACCCCGACUUGAAAAUCAUCUUGGCCAUCGGCGGUUGGGCGGUCGGAUCCGCUCCGUUCAAGGAACUCACGUCCAACAUCUUCCGCAUGAACCAGUUCGUCUACGACUCGACCGAGUUUCUUCGUGCCAACAAUUUUGACGGCCUGGACAUUGACUGGGAGUACCCCAGAGGUGCGGACGACCGGGCGUCCUUCCUCAAUCUGAUCAAGGAACUGCGUUUGGCCUUCGAAGGCGAGUCGGUUACCAACAAGAUGCCGCGUCUGCUGCUGACGGCCGCCGUGCCUGCCAGCCCGGAAGCCAUCGCGGCCGGUUACGACGUUCCCGAAGUGGUCAAGUACGUCGACUUUCUCAACGUCAUGACCUACGACUUCCACGGCCACUGGGAAGGUCAAGUCGGCCACAACAGUCCGCUCUUCCCUCUAGAAACGGCCGCCAGUCACCAGAGGAAACUCACCGUCGAUUACGGAGCGCGUGAGUGGGUGAAACUCGGGGCUCCAGCUGAGAAAAUCAUGAUCGGUAUGCCCACUUUUGGGCGGACAUUCACGCUGGCCGAUUUAUCUAAAUUCGAUAUCGGUUCGCCGGCCAGCGGUGGCGGAAUCGCCGGCCCUUAUACUUCCGAAGCUGGUUUCUUGGCUUAUUACGAGGUGUGCGAUUUUCUGCAAGAGGACAACACGACUCUGGUCUGGGACAAUGAACAGCAGGUGCCGUUCGCCUACCGUGACGACCAGUGGGUUGGAUUCGACGACGAGCACAGCCUUCGCACUAAAGUGAGUUGGUUGAAAGAGCAAGGCUUUGGUGGCGUCAUGAUCUAUUCACUGGAUAUGGACGAUUUCCGUGGGCACUGCGGGUCGGGACGUUACCCGUUGCUGAAAGCCGUCCGCCAGGAGCUGACGGCCGAUAAUUAUCAAGUCCAGUUCGUCUACGACGGACCUUACGAGCGAUCGGCGUCCAGCCUCAUCACCGGCAAACCAGCCCCCAAAGAUCCUAAUGUUGUAACGUGCGACGAAGAAGACGGCCACAUUUCCUACCAUCCGGACAAAGCCAACUGUGCCAUGUACUACAUGUGCGAAGGCGAACGCAAACACCACAUGCCUUGCCCCGUCCAGCUCGUAUUCAAUCCUUCACAGAAUGUUUGUGAUUGGCCGGAAAAUGUUCCCGGCUGUGAGACGCAUUUUACUGCGGGAACUGGCCGGAGAUAAAAACAAAAAACAAACGAUCUAGUUUGUUGUAGUAGGUCGUCUAAAAAAAAAAAAAAAUGGAAGCACUAAAAAAAAAAAAAACAUUUUUUUAAAAACAAUUCCGCAGCUCAUCCUGCAAUUUAAAAAUAAAUUGUUUGUUCUUCAUUUGGGUGAUGUAAUAAUCAAGUCCUCUACGCGACACUGUAGGCCUUUUUCUUUGUUUUUUGUGGUGAUGUAACCCGUUCUUUUCCAGUGCCCCUUUUUUAAACUUUGAUUUUGUUUAUAUUUUAAAAUUUCCUUCAUUAUAAGAAUUGAAAAAUCAUUUUUCAAGAAGAAAAAAAAAACAAAAAAACAAUUCGGGUUGCGAUGGCGCGGUGCGAGGAUCUAAAAAAAAAGAAAAUUGGACAAAUUUACUCGGCCACUUUUCCAUGUCCUUUUUCCUGUUUCUAUUUUGUUUUAAUGAAAUGUUGUGGUGUGUUUUUUUUACCCAAUUAUUUUAAUCGAAUUGAUGAGGCGAUGUUACAAGUUUUCAAAUCCCCCCCCCCCACAGACCACCUUACUAUUUUCUCCUAUAAUACCUAAAAAAUCAACGAUAUUCAAUUCGAUUGGACUAUUAAAAAAAAACGAUAACUAAUUAAGAGGAAGUGAACGUUGGAAAAAUGUCUGGUCGACACCUGAUCAUUCUCUGAAUUUUUUCAGAGGAAAUGAAGCAAUUGCAAAAA